CUCGGUUGAACUCAUGCAGUCAAAUGUCGGCCAUUUCCAACCCUUUUGGUAUGCUCAAUGGCUUGAACGGUGGCAGCGCCAUGCAGUAUCCCAUCAGUCGAAGAAAAAGAAGGAUUUUAUUCUCCCAAGCGCAGGUAUACGAGUUAGAAAGGAGAUUUAAACAGCAGAAAUAUCUAUCAGCUCCUGAGCGCGAACAUUUAGCCAGUAUGAUAGGCCUAACUCCAACUCAGGUGAAAAUUUGGUUCCAAAAUCAUCGUUACAAAACCAAACGUGCGCAAAAAGACAAAGAAAAGAUGGACCAGCAGCAAUCCAACCAGCAGAUGUCCCCCAGGCGCGUGGCUGUACCAGUAUUAGUUCGCGACGGAAAACCGUGUUCUGGUUCUUCGAAUUCUGAGAACGGGAACGCCGUCCACGCCACCGGCAACAGCGGCCAGACGACACCGGCGCAACCAGAAGGCGCGCAAACCAACAACCAUAGACCUAAUAGCAGUUCUACAAACUCUGCCAAUUCUUCUGAUGCUUUACAUUCAUUGAACUCAAGUUUGAAUUUCACAGGCGGACACUCGGGGGGCGGCGUAUCGGGAUACAACGGAGCCAGACUCUCAUGGUAA
Messenger RNA from Lingula anatina, 611 nucleotides. Its product is annotated as homeobox protein Nkx-2.4-like. Lineage: Eukaryota; Metazoa; Brachiopoda; Lingulata; Lingulida; Lingulidae. The record is from RefSeq and is a predicted model, not a curated record.